Molecule: messenger RNA, 1031 nt
Organism: Lingula anatina
Lineage: Eukaryota; Metazoa; Brachiopoda; Lingulata; Lingulida; Lingulidae
Product: histone H2A
Cellular component (GO): nucleosome
Molecular function (GO): structural constituent of chromatin; DNA binding; protein heterodimerization activity
Source: RefSeq, a predicted model, not a curated record
UUUAACAUUCUUUGGUCAACUGUCGUGUCAAAAGAAAUCGUACAAAAUGUCUGGACGUGGUAAGGGAGGAAAGGCAAGAGCAAAGGGGAAGAGCAGAUCAUCCCGUGCUGGACUUCAGUUCCCAGUGGGCAGAAUCCACCGUCUUCUCCGCAAGGGUAACUAUGCCCAGCGUGUUGGAGCCGGUGCCCCAGUGUACCUGGCUGCCGUCCUCGAGUAUCUGGCCGCUGAGGUCCUCGAGUUGGCGGGAAAUGCUGCCCGUGACAACAAGAAAUCCAGAAUUGUCCCCCGUCACUUGCAGUUGGCUGUCCGCAACGAUGAGGAAUUGAACAAGCUGCUGGGAGGUGUCACCAUUGCCCAGGGUGGUGUUCUGCCAAACAUCCAGGCUGUCCUUCUGCCCAAGAAGAGCAAGGCGGCUGCCAAGUAAAUUGCUGUUUGCAAAUUUACAACAAACGGUCCUUUUCAGGACCAACCAAAUAUUCAUAGAAAAGCUACGCCAAUGAAGUUCAUUAUGAAUUAAUCAGUUUCACAAUCUCUUACUUGCCUCUCUCGUAGUGGCAGACCUGAUUAAUCCCGCCUUGCUCCAUAUAUUGUGAAUAUGAAUGCAUAUAUAGAUAAGUAAUAAUCCUAAUCACCCAGACUGAAUACUGAGCUCCAUUUCGAAAAAAGUGAAAAAUGAAGUUGAAGAAGUAAUAUUUGCGAAUUCAACUUUUUUAUUUUAUUUUAAUCUCUGGUGACAGAAAGCGAUGUGUUUAUAUGUGGACAAUUUAAAUUUUAGCUUGGGAAAUAUUCGUGUUUAGUUACCAAGGUUUCAGCUGAUUUAGUAAUAAAGACUUUUUAAAAACAAUCUUUUUGAAUAAUAUUUGCAAGUUAAUUAUACCGACAGAAAUUAUACUGUGCUUAAAGAAGCCUUACCAGCUGCACGUUUACUUUACUGACACUCAACUUCAAGUCAAUAUUUUUCACAAUGCCUGGUUAUAACAAAGGUUUUGCAAAUUCCUUUAUAAGGGAAUGCACUUUUGCCGCUUUUCCUG